Tripterygium wilfordii is the source of this 4007-nucleotide messenger RNA. RefSeq lists its product as uncharacterized. The coding region runs from base 166 to 3714 and encodes 1182 amino acids. Gene Ontology annotation, biological process: signal transduction. The transcript has 11 exons. Lineage: Eukaryota; Viridiplantae; Streptophyta; Magnoliopsida; Celastrales; Celastraceae. The record is from RefSeq and is a predicted model, not a curated record.
AAAAGCAGUCUUUUUCACACCUGAUUUCAUUUAUCGGUUUGUGUAAUUGAAUUAUAAUUUAAUUAAUCAAUUAAUAGAUUCUCUCCCUCUGAGAUUCAUCACCACCACCAUCAUCGGUGUAUAUAAAUAUCAAUAUUUACAGUCAAUUCUUGUUAUCGAUUGUUGAUGGACUCGCCGGAGGGGGGAAGAAUGGGAGGAGGAAUUGUUCUGGAUUUUCCGGUGGGGGAUAAUACGGCACCGCUAGCGGCGACGCCGUUGACACUACCAAAAAGGCUGCGUGAAAGGCUCGCCACCGAGUGUAAGACGCCGAGUACUGUAGAAGAAAUUGAGGCCAAGCUUCGGGACGCAGAUAUUCGUAGAGAGCAAUUUUAUAAGAAAGUGUCAAGCAAGGCAAGACCAAAGUCAAGAAGCCCUUCUCAAUCUUCAUCUCAUGAAGAAGAGCUCAGACAGCGCCUUCAAGCAAAGCUCCAAGCUGCUGAGCAGAAAAGGUUGAGUAUUCUGGCAAAGGCUCAAAAGCGCUUAGCUAGGUUGGAUGAGUUGCGGCAAGAAGCUAAAUCAGGGGUUGACAUGCGUUUCGAGAGGGAAAGUCAGAAGCUUGGCACAAAAGUAGAAUCACUGGUCCAGCAGGCAGUGGCAAAUAGAAUGCUUAUCGUCAAGGCGCAUUGGCAAAGAAGAGCCACUCUAAAGGAGAGAUCAUCUCAGUCAUUAUUGCGAAGGGUGGCUCGGGAGUAUAGGUAUAAGGAGCGUGUGUGUGCUGCAAUUCACCAGAAGCGUACGGCCGCAGAGAAAAAACGAAUGGUAUUGCUGGAAGCCAAGAAGAAGAGAGCGCGUGCUAGGGUGUUGCAGGUGCAGCAAGUAGCCAUUUCCAUCUCUCACCAACGCGAGAUUGAGAGGAGGUGGCUGAGAGACCAGUUGGAAGAUCGACUUCAGAGGGCAAAGUACCAGAGAGCAGAAUAUUUGAGGAAGAGAGGAAGGCAGCGUAAUUAUGUUCGAGUGAACUGGAAUAGGUUGCACAAGCAGCAGGCUGAUAUACUUUCUAGAAAAUUAGCAAGGUGCUGGAGACAUUUCCUCAAGACUAGGAGAACUACCUUAUACCUGGCCAAGGCUUACGAUGCCCUGAACAUAAAUGAAAAUCAUGUGAAGUCACUGCCUUUUGAGAAGCUUGCUCUACUGAUGGAAUCAACUGAUACUCUGCAGACUCUUAAAUCACUACUGGAGAGGUUGGAGAACCGUUUUAAGCUUGCAAAGGCUUCUACUUCUACCAAUCAUCGGUCUGGUUUAGAUGGUUCGGAUGACAUUGAUCACCUUCUAAGAAGAGUUGCCACACCUAAAAAGAGGACUAUUUCGAGGAGUUCCAUGAGGGGUAGAGAUGUAAAGAAAGUAUCUUCAGUCAGGGAGGGAAUCAAAGGUCCUGCUAAAUUGUCAAGGUAUCCAGUGAGAAUUGUUCUUUGUGCUUAUAUGAUAUUGGGUCAUCCAGAUUCUGUCUUCAGUGGGCGAGGAGAGCGUGAAAUUGCUUUGUCCAAAUCUGCAAAAGAAUUUGUCCUAGAGUUUGAGUUGUUGUUGAAGAUAAUAUUAGAGGGACCCAUACAAAGUUCUGAUGAGGAAUCUGACACCACUAUAUCACAGAAACGUUGGACUUUCAGGUCUCAGCUUGCAACUUUUGACCGAGCAUGGUCUUCUUACUUAAAUUGUUUCGUAGUGUGGAAAGUCAGGGAUGCUCAAUCCUUGGAGGAGGAUUUAGUUAGAGCAGCUUGCCAGCUUGAGCUCUCAAUGAUUCAAAAAUGCAAGCUUACUCCAGAAGGGGAUAAUGAUUCUCUUACUUAUGAUUUGAAGGCCAUUCGGAAACAGGUUGCAGAGGACCAAAAACUUAUUAGGGAUAAGGUAAAACACUUGAGUGGAGAUGCUGGGAUUGAGCGUAUGGAAUGUUCUUUAUCUGAGACACGCUCUAAAUACUUUGAGGCGAAGGAAAAUGGAAGUCCUGUAGGAUCACCAAUAUUGUCUGUUUUGUCUCCAGGCUCACCUAGUUCUAGUUCUCCUGCUCGCACAUCUUAUGAUUCUUACUCAGACAGACAAAGUAAUGUGAUUGAGGGCACUGAGAAAACAAGCCGUGUUGUUCGGUCCUUGUUUAGGGAAGAUAAUUCUUCAUCAUCUGAAAAUUUUGGUUCUUUCUCAUCAAGGAGCAGCUACUUAGACAGUCAGCUGUACACUGAGAAUGAAGUAAUUGUUAAUGAAUUUCUACAUGACCACCAUGCUGUUUUGGAUGGUGUCAAUAAUUCUCAUGAAGAUCAAAACAGUAUAAAGUUGAAGAUCAGAGAGACAAUGGAGAAGGCUUUCUGGGAUGCUAUAAUAGAAUCCAUGAAACAGGAUAAACCUAACUAUGACCAAGUUGUCCAACUCAUGAGAGAGGUAAGGGAUGAAAUUUGCGAUAUGGCACCCCAGAGAUGGAAACAAGACAUUGUUGAAGCUAUUGAUUUAGAAGUUUUUUCCCAGAUUCUUAAAUCAGGUAACUUGGACAUUCAUUGCCUUGGAAAGAUUCUAGAGUUUGCAAUGGCCACUCUGCAGAAGCUUUCAUCUCCAGCUAGUGAUGAUGAAAUGAAGGCUACUCAACAGAAUUUAUUGGAAGAGUUGAGUGAAAUCUGUCAAGACAAUGAUGAGUCAAAGUUUUCUCAUGUCACUGCAAUGAUUAAGGGUUUGCGCUUUGUCCUGGAGCAGAUUCAGGCACUAAAGAGAGAGAUAAGCAAAGCACGAAUAAGAAUGAUGGUGCCUUUGUUGAAGGGGCCUGCUGGUUUGGAUUAUCUCAGAGGUGCUUUUGCCAACCGUUAUGGAUCCCCUGAUGAUGCCUGCACAUCUCUACCGAUGACCGUGCAGUGGCUUUCAUCUAUGUGGACUUGUAAAGAUCAGGAGUGGAUAGAACAUUCGAAUCUUCUCUAUCCUUUGCUUCGACCCAAAAGUUCAUAUAAGGGUUUUCUUCCUUCGACAGUCCUUAGAACUGGAGGAAACUCUCUGGCUAAGACGAACCAGAGUCAAAUGGAUGGAAAUGCUGCAGGCCAUCAACUACCAGAAUGCAAUGGAGAAAGAGUUGAUUUGUUGGUGAGACUUGGUUUGUUGAAGCUAGUGAGCGGGAUCGAUGGUCUGAAGCAAGAAGUUCUGCCUGAAACUCUCAAGUUUAAUUUUGCUAGAUUGAGAGCAGCUCAGGCUCAAAUUCAAACGAAUAUUGUAAUUUCUACCAGCAUUCUUGUUUGUCGACAAAUGCUCAUGAGCGAUCAAGUAGUUGCCAACACAACAGACAUGGAAAGCACUCUCUUGAAGUGCACUGAACAAGUUUUAGAGCUCAUAGAUCAUGUUGAGGAUGUUAGCAUUGAAGAAAUUGUCGAAACUAUGAGUGGGUUCUUGAAAAUUUCCGAGAAGGUUGUAGAUACAGAAAAGCUUCGAACGAGGAAACUAGUAAUGACAAGGACGUUAGCGAAGAGCUUGCAAGCUGGGGAUCCUGUGUUUCAGAAGGUGUCCCAUGCAGUUUAUCUGGCUGCAAGGGGAGUUGCCCUUGGCGGUAAUGGACCUGAAGGUAAGAAAUUAGCUGAGAUUGCAUUGCAGCAGGUCGAAGCGGUUGCCCUGACUGGAACGGUGGUGGAAGUUGCUGAAGUGUUGGGUGUGAUGGGAACGAUAUCUAUUGGUGUUCAUGGACCCUGGUACCGGAACCUGAUUGAAAGCUUGUGAAAGCUUUGUGCAUUUGUUAAAUAGCAAACUAAUAAUACACAGAUGUACAUACUAGGUGUGUAAAGGCUCCGUAAUGUGGUCUGUCUAGUUGGACUGUUAUCAUGUAUCGUGUACAGUUGUGUCUUAAACAGACAAGAUGUAAAUAACAUUCGAACGACAUUGAUGAAGGUCCUAUGCAGUCUGCAAUCUGCAAGACUGCAUUGUUACGCAACUUCGAAAGCAUUGGUGUGCUCUUAGUGCAAGGCCCAUUGGGCUAAUACGUGAGAAGGCCCAUUGGGCUAUUAUUUGAGAAA